AUGGCUGUUGUGUCUGUCUUAUCGCCUGAAAAAUCCCAUCUCACCACUGCCAGCCUGCUGAUGGACCUUCUGGAGGUCUUUCAGACCACAUUGCCUUCCGCUGCUACUACCAGACACUCGACAUCAGCGUCUGUUGGCGUCGAGAAGGACAACUAUUUUCAACUGUCUUGUGAUAGUAGGGGUGGGACACCACCAAACAGUCCCUUAUAUUCAGUCUAUGCAAAGAAGCCGCGAGCAACUGCAAGCGACUGCAAUGUCUUGGGAAGUCCAAAAUCGGCAGUGACUCUCAAUGAUGAUGAUGUUGCAACUCUUCAAGGCCUUGGACCUGCCAAUGGUGGCCAAUUGACGCCGAAUACGGUCGAUACCGCUGCCACAGGUGGACAACGUCUGGCGCCAGGCGCUCGGGUGUCAAAUUUGGAGGAGAGAAAAACUUGUGGAGUGUAA
This is a messenger RNA of Aspergillus clavatus NRRL 1, 444 nucleotides long. RefSeq lists its product as uncharacterized. The transcript has 2 exons. The record is from RefSeq and is a predicted model, not a curated record. Bases 1 to 444 code for a protein of 147 amino acids. Lineage: Eukaryota; Fungi; Ascomycota; Eurotiomycetes; Eurotiales; Aspergillaceae.